Sardina pilchardus (European sardine) is the source of this 6002-nucleotide messenger RNA. Its product is annotated as IgGFc-binding protein-like. Bases 15 to 5702 code for a protein of 1895 amino acids. The transcript is spliced from 14 exons. Gene Ontology annotation, molecular function: protein binding. NCBI's taxonomy places the organism in Eukaryota, Metazoa, Chordata, Actinopteri, Clupeiformes, Clupeidae. The record is from RefSeq and is a predicted model, not a curated record.
CUCGAGUCAAAGCCAUGGAUGGCAACACACUAUUCUGCCUGACUGCAGUGAUCGUCGCUGUGAGUGGGUGUCCUGUUGGUCAAGAAUUUUUGACCACUUUCUUGACAAACUAUAACCACCGGAAAACUGGAAAACUUGAGCUUGCCAUUACUGCCCAUGAAAAAACAACCACAGUGAAAGUAUGGUCUCCGUAUUUCACAAAGAGCGAGACAGUGCCAAAAGGGAGCACAACUUUUAUCAAUUUACCAGCCAAAGCCGAACUGUCAGGUCCAGGGUUAUCUAACAAAAUUGUCCGUGUUACAUCUGACAGCGACAUCACUGUGGUGACAUCAAGUAGAAAACGAUCCUCUGGGGACAGUAGUGUCAUCCUCCCAACAUCCAACCUGGGCAGGAAGUAUGUAGUGUUCACACCAGAUCCUAUAAUUUUAUCUGCUCUUGUUGCUCUUGUAAAUGGUGACAAAGAGAAUGUGGUGGAAAUUCUGCCUGCUGCCGACAUGAAGGUCAGUGAUAUAGACUAUUGGAUAGAUGGGAAGAAAGUUACCCUCAGACUAAAGCCUAAUGAAGUCUACCAGUUUAUGAGCACUACAUCAUUCACUGGCACCAGGAUCACUUCUACACAGCCUCUGGCUGUUUUGGUGGGAAACCAAUGUGCUAAACUAGAAGGAACCUGUGAACACGUAUAUGAGCAGCUACUCCCGGUGGAAAGGCUUUCUGAUCACUAUUUGGUUCCAGCUAUGGGCAACCAUGCCCAAGAAGACUAUGCCUAUGUUGUUGCAGCUGAUGACAAGACAACUGUUACCAUUUCUGGGAAACAAGAGAACCACAAACUUAAUGCUGGUGAAAAGCUGGAAGUCCGUAUAAAACAAGGUAAACCUGUUAUUGUAAGAAGCAACAAGAAAGUUAUGGUGAUGUACUUUGGAAGAAAUAUUCCACACGAUGAGUUCCUGACUAACAUCCUUCCCACCUCUGAGAUAUCAAAUACAUGGUCAGUGUACCCACAAGAAACGUAUGCCAAUACAGCUGUCAUCGUCUCGGAGGCUGAGGGCUCAAACACGAUCAGCGGUGUGACCAACUGGAAGCCUUUUCCCUCAGAUAGUCGGUAUGUGUGGGCCACGAAGCAUCUUGGAAAACACAAAGAUCCUGUGAGCAUUUCUGGAGAGGCCCCCAUGGUUGUUUAUGUCUUUGGAGGUAAACAAUAUGAUGGUUAUGGUACAACUGGGGUAUGCUCCUCAGUUAUUGAACCAACUCCAGCACCUGACCCUUGUGAUGGCAUCACAUGUCGGGAGAAGGAGGAGUGCAGGGGAGGUAAAUGUGUUCACACAUCAGAGGAUACCUGCUCGGCUCUUGGUGAUCCCCAUUACAGAACCUUUGAUGGGAAACGCUACGACUUCCAAGGCACCUGCACCUACACCAUGGCCGAGGUUUUGAAAAAAGAGGCAGGCCUUGUUCCCUUCACAGUCCUGGCCAAGAACAACCACAGAGGCAACAAAUGGGUGGCGUAUGUCAGGAAGGUCACGGUCACUGUGUACAAUCACACCGUGACCAUCAGCGAAAAAAGGGCCAGAGUCGAGGUGGACGGUGAAAUUGUUUACCUGCCUGUGAGUCUAGCGGGGGGAAAGCUCCAGGUGGUCCAGAGAGGCAGGAAUGCCGUUUUGACAACAAAGUUUGGGCUGAAAGUCACAUACGACUGGAAUAUGAUGCUGCGCAUCACUGCACCAAGCAGCUACUUCCGCUUACUGGGCGGAUUGUGUGGGAAUUACAACGGUGACCGCAAGGAUGAAUGGACCAGCCGCUCUGGAAGUCGACUCUCCUCAGCCCUCGAGUUCGCAAAGAGCUGGAAAGUGUCGGAUAGGGAUCUGUUCUGCCAUGACAACUGUCGUGGGAAAUGCCCCAGUUGCUUGCCAGCAGAGAAAAAUAAAUUUAGUGGCGUAAAGUACUGUGGCCUCAUCACUGACACCAACAGUGUAUUUGCCAAAUGCAAACCCGAAGUUGACCCUGGCAUGUACUUCGACAACUGUGUGUAUGACAUCUGCAUCAAUAAAGGCAUCAAAAGCUUCCUCUGUGACAACAUUGAAAAUUAUGUGGAUGCAUGCAUGGCUGCGGGCAUCAAGAUUGAUGGCUGGAGAACUCUUGCAAACUGUCCCAUGGACUGUCCUGCAAAUAGCCACUAUGAAGCAUGUGGGUCAGCGUGCGCAGCCUCCUGUGCUGAGAGAAACGCCCCGUCCACAUGUAAGGAGCCCUGCGUAGAGGGCUGCCAGUGCAACAAGGGCUUUGUGCUCAGCGGUGAAACGUGUGUGUCAGUGAGCUCAUGUGGCUGUACCAGUGGAGGGCGCUAUUACCCUCCAGGGCACACAUUUUGGACUGACAACACAUGCACUAAUAAAUGCACAUGCACGUCUGGAACCCUGCAGUGCGUUGCUACCAAGUGCAAGAGUUCUGAAGUGUGUUCUUUGAAGAACGGUGUGAGAAACUGUUACCCGCUGUCUUAUGGUACCUGCCGUGGCUCCGGUGACCCACACUACCGCUCGUUUGAUGGAAAGAAAUUUGACUUCCAAGGAACAUGCACAUACCUCUUGUCCAAAGUAAUCAGCACUAUAGAUGCUUCUCUGGAACACUUUGAGGUGCAGGUCCAGAAUGAGAACAGAGGCCGAAACAAGGCAGUCGCAUACACCAAGACAGCCUUGAUAAAAGUGUAUGAACACACCAUUAUUUUGAGCAGCGACAAUCCCGGCAGAGUGAAGCUGAACAACGUGUUCAUAAACCUGCCACUGACACUGGACAAUGGACGACUGUCAAUUUUCCGAAGAGGCCGGGCUGGAGUGGUCAAAACUGAGUUUGGCCUGGAAAUGCAGUUUGAUUGGAGAAGCUAUGUGUCAGUUACUGUCCCAAGCACCUACCAUGGAGUGCUAGGUGGUCUGUGUGGAAACUUCAACGGCCAUGGAAACGAUGACAUGCUCACACCCAACAAAACCUCUGCCAAAAAUCCAACAGAGUUUGGUAAAAGCUGGAGAGUGAAAAAUGAUUCUCGAUGCAAAGACACAUGUGAAGGAAAGACAUGUUAUGAGUGUGACAUCAACUCAAAGCAGAAUGAGCCAUUCCGAAAACACUGCAGCAUCCUCACAGACAAGACUGGUCCCUUCAAGGACUGUCACAGCAAAGUGAAUCCAGAGCAGUACUAUGAAGACUGUGUUUACGAUAUGUGCAUGUAUAAGGGCCACCCCUCUGCACUUUGCAAUGCCCUCAGCACGUACACCUCCGUGUGCCAGGACGCAAAAGCCAGGAUCGACAUUUGGAGAACAGAGUCACUUUGUCCGCUGGAUUGCAAAGGAUACAGCCACUACGAAGUUUGCCCGUCCAGCUGUUCUGUAAUGUGUCGUGGAACUGAGGAGCCCGAAGGCUGCGAAAAUACCCCCUGCAGUGAGGGCUGCGAGUGCGAUGACGGCUUUGUGCUGAGUGACGGACAGUGUGUGCCAGAGGAACAGUGUGGUUGUGCGUACAAAGGCCGCUACUACCAGCAAGGCCAGGUGUUCUUCCUCAAUGACCAGUGCAAGGGCCGUUGUGUGUGUGGAAACGAUGGAAAGGUUCAGUGCCAACCUGAUUUCUCCUGUGGGCCUGACGAAGUGUGCCGCAUCCAGGACGGGAUCAAGGACUGCUUCCCCACCACCAAAGCCACCUGCUCAGUAUGUGGAAUGGGACACUAUCACUCCUUUGACAACAAGGACUUCAGCGUUCCUGGCAACUGUGUGUACAAAAUGGCAGAGGUCACAAAAGACAAGGAUGGUGAGAGGGUUCCUUUCAGUGUGGUAGUCCAUCAGGAAUCUGCGGCCAAUGAUCCAACUGUUACCCGUAGUGUCCAAAUAGAAGUCAGUGACUACAACAUCGUCAUGCUUCCUGAAAGAAUCUGGGAAGUAACGCUGGAUGACAUCCGCGUGAAUCUCCCUCUCCAAUUGGACGACGGGAAGGUGCGAGUCUAUCAGAACGGAUUUGUCAUCAUUCUGCAGACUAACUUUGGCUUGGAGGUGACCUAUGACACCACCUCCAUGGUUAGAGUGGAAAUGCCAUCCUCUUACAAAGGUGUGCUGCUGGGCCUCUGUGGCAACUACAACGGCAACCCGGCCGAUGACUUCGCCUUACCUGGAGGUGCCCAGGCCUCCUCGGCAGAAGCGUUUGCUGAGGGCUGGGUCGUGAAUCAGACGGAUGUGACCUGUCAGACAGGCUGUGGGUCCCAGUGCCCUACUCCACCACCAGGGGGCGGAGACUUGUGUGACAUCUUGAAGGACAAAAAGAGUCCAUUUUCAAAGUGCCACUCAACUGUGCCACCACAGGAGUACUUUGACAAAUGUGUGAAAGACCUUUCGGAGCAAGGCGGCAGUAAAGAUGUCCUUUGCCAACACUUGCAGAACUAUGUUGCUGUCUGCCAGCAAUCUGGGGGUUCAGUUGACAGCUGGCGAAACGAGACAUUUUGUCCGAUGACGUGCCCAAAGAACAGUCAGUAUGAGCUCUGUGCCGAUACCUGCUCCACUACCUGUGCCAGUCUCACUACGCCUCAGAAGUGCUCACAUUGCCAGGAGGGAUGCGAGUGUGAGGAUGGUUUUGCCUUUGAUGGUGGAGAAUGUAAGCCACUGGGAAAAUGUGGCUGUGUGGUUGAUGGACGCACAUACAAGUCAGGGGAGACUGUGGUGAGUGAAGACUGCCUACAGAAAUGCACGUGUGUAGAUGGUGUGUUUUCAUGUGAGAAAACAAAAGGUUGCAUAGUGAAACAAGUCUGUGACAUCAGGGAAGGACUAAGAGACUGCUAUCAAAAAGAUCCAUGUGAGGCUUGCCGUGAAAAAGAAAUGUGUGUCAAGAACGGCACCAAUGUCCAGUGUGUGGCAAAGUCCAGAUCCACCUGCCGGAUCAUCGGGGACCCGCACUACCAAAGCUUCGAUGGCAAACUUUUCUCUUACCAGGGCUCAUGCACAUACACACUGGUUCAGACGACAGGUCGGGAUAGCACACUGACUCCUUUCAGCAUUGUCACCAAAACCGAGUUGGAGAGUAAGCACGGGUCCUACUUAAAAACUGUAACAGUCAACAUGGAAGGUGUCCAGAUCGUUGUUGUCUAUGGUGACCCCGACAAAGUGCUGGUUGAUGGAUCCCCCUCUAACCUCCCCGUUACUCUCAAGUCUGGGAGGAUCAAAAUUACUCAGGAGUCCUACAAGGGUGUCCUUAAGACCGACUUCGGAGUGGAGAUCACCUUUGACUGGGGGGAGGAUCUCUACGUCACUGUGCCUAGCAGCUAUUAUAAGAACCUGGAGGGCAUGUGUGGAACCUACAACGGAGACCAGGCUGAUGAUUUCUCCAUACCUAAUGGCUCCACCAUCACCAGCCUGAAGAAGUGGGCAGAAGCCUGGAGCCUUCCUGAAGCCAACAGCACCUGCCUGCAUUCCUGCCCAGGCCAGUGCCCUGUCUGUACGGCGGACGCCAAGUCGCUUUAUGGACAAAAGGAAUACUGUGGCGAGAUCGGAGUGAAGAAUGGUGCUUUUGCUGCAUGUCAUGCCAAGGUUCUGCCAGGGAAGCUGUUGGCAGACUGCCUUUACAACAUGUGCAUCCAUGAAGGAGACAAGGAGAUGCUGUGCAAGGUCAUGACCAAUUAUGUCAAAAUCUGCCAGCUGAAAGGUGCUGACGUUUCUAAACAGUGGCUGCAGACACUCAACUGUUAAGUCUGACGAGAAGGGGAUGAGUUACUGAAGAAGAUAACAGAAAUCCAGUGGAGCCAUCUCUACACAGAAACCUAAAUGCAGCAUCGGCCAAAUAUCAUUCAGCCAUUUUAAUGUCCUCCUUUUUCAUCCAGAAUAUAUAAGUAAAUUCUGAGUAAAAAGCCAUAGGCCUAUAACUAAGGCUAUGCAUCUAUAUCAUAUAUCUAUUUGUAAUGCUGUGUAAAUCACAUGCAUUGCGAUUUGUAAUCACAUGUACUGCUUAUCUAUCUAUAUGCAAUAAACAGUCAUGCCCUUCUGUUUUAA